Jatropha curcas is the source of this 1292-nucleotide messenger RNA. RefSeq names its product protein LATERAL BRANCHING OXIDOREDUCTASE 1. The record is from RefSeq and is a predicted model, not a curated record. Lineage: Eukaryota; Viridiplantae; Streptophyta; Magnoliopsida; Malpighiales; Euphorbiaceae.
AAAAAAAAAAAAAAAAAAAAAAAAAUUGUAUAUUCUUAUCUUAUACUUAUUACCAGUCACCUUGAAUCAGCAAUUAACUCUCCUGGCAGCCUGAUCUUUGCUUCAUCGACGAACAUGGCCGAUAUUUCCAUUCUUCCUGCUCAAGUUUUGCUAGCAAAGCGUGUCCAGGAAAUGGUCCUCAACGGUGAAGAACCACAACCGCCUUAUAUAUGUAGAGAUGAUCCUACAGAUCAUGAAGAUGUUUCUGUCCCACCAGAUCCACUUCCUGUCAUAGACCUAAGCCUCAUCGCUUCUUUGGAAACAUCCACUGCUCAAGAAGAACUGCAGAAGCUUAAGUCAGCCCUUUGCUCAUGGGGUUGUUUUCAGGCAAUAGGCCAUGGGAUUCCAAAAUCAUUUCUAGACGAGAUUCGACAAGUAGCAAGGGAAUUCUUUGAACAACCCAUGGAAGGGAAGAAAAAAUAUGCUAAAGGGGUUGACGAGUUUGAAGGCUAUGGAGCAGACCCUGUCCCUGCAGAAGGCCAGUCACUUGACUGGUCUGAUCGUCUAUUUCUCGAUGUAUACCCAGAGGAUCGGAGGAAACCCAAAUUCUGGCCAGAAAAUCCAAAAUCUUUCAGGGAAGUGUUACAAGACUACACUACAAAGAUGAGAAUGCUAACAGAGGUCACUUCAAAAGCCAUGGCCAAGUCAUUGAAUUUAGAGGAAAGUUGCUUCCUGGAUCAAUUCGGACAAAAAGCACCUCUACAAGCAAGGUUUAAUUACUAUUCCUGUUGUCAGAGACCUGAUCUUGUGCUUGGCUUAAAAGCCCACUCAGACGGAUCAGGGUAUACCAUUAUCUUACAGGAUGAUGUUGGAGGCCUGCAAAUCCUUAAAGACAAGAACUGGAUCACAGCACCUGCAAUUUCAGAUGCCCUCCUAAUCCUAAUGGGUGAUCAAAUGCAGAUAAUGACUAAUGGAAUGUUCAAGAGCCCAGUACACAGAGUUUUGACCAACUCAGAGAAGGAGAGGAUUUCAAUAGCUGUCUUCUACACACCUGAACCCAACAAAGAGAUUGGACCUGAAGAAGGAUUAGUCAAUGUCGAAAGACCAAGAAAGUUCAAGAAGAUGAAAGAUUAUGCUGAUGUACACUGGGAAUACUACCAGCAGGGAAAGAGGGCACUUCAUGUAGCAGCUGUUUAGAGCUGUUCUGUUGCAAGAAACGUUGCCUGUAGCGAAGUGCGAGAUGUUAUAUUAGUUGGUACUUGUUUGUGUUGUUUGGCCUAUCUUUAUGGUUCCUAAUAUCCAUUCUGACUGCC